This is a messenger RNA of Oryzias melastigma (Indian medaka), 1114 nucleotides long. Its product is annotated as low choriolytic enzyme. The coding region runs from base 91 to 921 and encodes 276 amino acids. The transcript has 9 exons. Lineage: Eukaryota; Metazoa; Chordata; Actinopteri; Beloniformes; Adrianichthyidae. Gene Ontology annotation, biological process: proteolysis. Gene Ontology annotation, molecular function: metalloendopeptidase activity; zinc ion binding. The record is from RefSeq and is a predicted model, not a curated record.
AAGUCAGUUUGCUCUCCUGGCUAUAUAAGUGAAAGCUGCUGCUCCUCUGAGGUGCUUUCCUGGUCUGCUGCCUCCAUCUGACUCUCAGCCAUGAUCCUCCUGACCACAGUGCUGAGCGCGCUCUUCUUCUGCGCUCACAGUUUCAAUCCUCAGGUUUUUCUUAGAGAAAAUGACAGAAAUCGUGCUGCCCCCAUUGAAGAGGAGGAUCUCAGCAUCUCCACUCUGCUGGAGAAGGCCAACGUUAACGUUGGAAAGAACUUGGACGACCCUCUGGUGAUGUUUGGAGACAUAGCGGUGCCCACAGGUCUUCAGAAUGCAGAUCCCUGCACAGCAAGAGGCUGCCUGUGGCCCAAAAGCAGUGAUGGCAAUGUCUAUGUGCCUUUCCGCAUCUCUGGCCAGUUCUCCAGUAGAGAACGAAACCUCAUCACCCAAGGCCUGCAGUCGUUUGAAAGCUCCACCUGCAUCCGCUUUACACCUCAUCAGAACCAGAGGGACUUUGUAGACAUUCAGUCUCGCAGUGGGUGUUGGUCAUUUGUGGGACGCCGUGGCGGCGGUCAGGUGGUGUCACUGAUGCGCAAUGGGUGUGUGUUCCUGGGUACCAUCCAGCACGAGCUGCUCCAUGCUCUGGGCUUCAACCACGAGCAGACACGCUCAGACAGGGACACCCACGUCCGCAUCCUCCUGCAGAAUGUGAUAUCUGGACAGGAGCACAACUUCCGCAAAAUCGAAACGAGGAACCUGGGCACCCCCUAUGACUACAACUCUAUUAUGCACUAUGGAAGAUACGCUUUCUCUAGAAAUAGAGAGCCAACCAUCGUUCCCAUUCCUGACCCAAACGUCGCCAUCGGCAGAGCCACCCAGAUGAGCAACAAUGACAUCCUCAGGGUCAACCGCCUUUACGACUGCAGAGGUGCAAAGUAAAGACGUGGGGUAUGCAGCUCUCCCCGGCGCUUUCAAGGCAUGCUUUUGUUAAAUGCCAGCUUAAUCCACAUGAUUUUCUGAUUUCAUGUCAAAUGAAAAGGCAAAACCAGCAGCUCCUCUUUCACUUUGACCUCAAAAAGUCUUGAAGUAGUAGAAUAGCAGACGUGAAUAAAGAUGUCAAAUUUUGUCAAUU